Molecule: messenger RNA, 579 nt
Organism: Rubroshorea leprosula
Lineage: Eukaryota; Viridiplantae; Streptophyta; Magnoliopsida; Malvales; Dipterocarpaceae
Source: the annotation of a GenBank genome assembly
AUCUCGUUCUUUGAUGCUAACCAUGCGACUUGAUCGUCUGAUGCUCAAGAUGAAUUACAUGGGUGAUGGAACUAUAAGCUGUUGUUUCCCAACCAUAAUAUGCUGCAAAUCUGGGAAUACUCUGCGAUAUUGGAGAUUAUCAUGCGAAGCUAGAAGUCAUUCUGCAAGAUUGGAGAUACAGAGAAACGAUGAUUUCUGGGUAGCUUUUAACAUGCGGAUGAUGGAUUACAGAAAUGUACAGAUAGGUCCAGGUGAGUUGUCAAGCUGUCACGCCCCAGAACCGAAAUCCGGGGACGUGGCAGACGCCGUGCACUCGUGAGAGGGUCCCACAAAUGCACAAGGCUCGGAACUUAUCAUAUUGUACUCUGAUACCACCAAAAUCUGAAGAUCAACUUUUAAAAUCUGCUCUAAUAUCAUAAAAUCUCCAAAUACAAGAUCAUGAAUUGUUUCUAAAAUUCAUAUCCAAUUACAAUAUGCCUAGCCUUCUAACUCGUCACUUCCCGUGGUUUCCCCGUUCUCGGUUUCAUUUCCUGAAAUGGUGGACAAGGAAAAACUAUGAGAUAAACUCAGUAAGUAAAU